Molecule: messenger RNA, 1362 nt
Organism: Salvia splendens (bonfire salvia)
Lineage: Eukaryota; Viridiplantae; Streptophyta; Magnoliopsida; Lamiales; Lamiaceae
Product: fruit protein pKIWI501
Exons: 2
Coding region: 135-1112 (325 amino acids)
Source: RefSeq, a predicted model, not a curated record
CCCACCCCACCCCCCCUGCUUUUGUGGUUGUUGCCAACCUUCUCAUUCCCUUCUUUUUUCCUGGUUUAGUACUUGUUUUUCUUCUCACUUUCUUUUCUCAUUCAGCUUUCUUCAUUUCCCAUCAUUAUUAAUCCAUGGCUACUGAGACUGUUGCAUCAGAUCAUCUUGCCCCUGCUGAGAUGAAGAAAGUUGAAGCAGAGUGUGAAUCAGCAGAAGCAAAGAUAGAGGAGAAGAAAAUUGAGGGUGAUGUCAAGGAUGGUGUUGCUGAGGAAAAGGUUGAGGAUAAGGCUGUCGCGGUCGAAGAUGUGAGGGCUGCUCCCGAACCAACUCAAGAAAAGGUCGAGGAUAAGAAGCCGGUGGAAGAGGAAUUAACGAAAGAGAAGCUCGAUGAUAAGGUUGAAUCAGCUCAAGAAAAGGUUGAUGACAAGAAAGUCGAGGAUGUUCCAGUGGUCGAAGCAGAACCUGAGCCUGCUCCUGCUGAGAAGCAAGUGGAGGAGAAGUGUGUUGAGGAGUCUAGUGAAGUGAAGUUGGAGGAGCCAGCAAAAGUGGUUGAUGGGCCAGCUGAGGUUAUUGAGAAGAAAGAGGAAAAGGCCGAAGAAACGCCUGCUCAAGUGGUCGAAGAGGCAGUUGAGCAAGUAGAGAAAGGGGCCGAACCAACUGAAUGUUCUGCUGAGCCAGCCAAAUCUGAGGCUGAUCCGGCUUCCCAAACCGAAGAAAAUAAAGUAGAAUCGAAUGUGAAAACAGAAGAGAAAGGUGCUGAGGCUGAGAAGAUUGAACCAAAAAGUGAUGUGGCUGAAGAGAAAAGUGUUGUGGCUGAAGAAUUGGUAGAGGCUGAUGCAAAGCCAGAAACUGAAGCUGUCGAAAAGGCCUGUGGAGACGAAGCGACACCCAAAGACAUCAAACCGGAGGAGGCAGCAAAAGAUGAAGCCAAAUUGGUGGAAGAGAAAAAAGUUGAUGAGACAGUAAAGGAAACUGUUGAAACUAAGGUGAAGACUCAGAAGCAGUCUCUUGUUAAGAUCGUGAAGCAGUCGCUGGUGAAGGCAAGGAAAGCCAUCACCGGGAAAUCAAAGACGGCGGCUCCUACAGAAGCCAAGGAUGAUGGCAACAAGUAGCAAGUUUGAAUGAAGUGGAGAUGGUGAUAUGGUUUGUUUCAUUUGUGUGAUAAGUUGCAGUUUGUGAAGGUUGUCUGUGUAUGUCUGAUGUUGGAUUGUUUGCCUGCAUGUGUUAGAUAGUACUACUAGUGUCAUGCACACACAAGAAGAUUUCCCUUUUUUUCUUUCUUUUCUAUUCCCAUUUUUUUGAUAUAUUCAUUUGUUGGUUUGUGUAUUUAUGUGAUGAUGCAAGAAGAAGAUAUUCAAUUUA